This is a messenger RNA of Nematostella vectensis (starlet sea anemone), 516 nucleotides long. RefSeq lists its product as uncharacterized. The record is from RefSeq and is a predicted model, not a curated record. Lineage: Eukaryota; Metazoa; Cnidaria; Anthozoa; Actiniaria; Edwardsiidae. The coding region runs from base 1 to 516 and encodes 171 amino acids. The transcript has a single exon. Gene Ontology annotation, molecular function: nucleic acid binding; zinc ion binding.
AUGCGGAUGCUGGGAGAUGUGUACUACAAUAGGAUCAACAACGAGGAAAUAAUUGUUCUGUUGAUGAAAAAGCUUCUCGAUGAUAGUCUCAAGAGAAGGUGGGCGGAGCGUGCAGGCGAUCUGAUUCUGGCAAGAGGUUUUGUGACUUUCGAAGAUUUUGUGAAGUUCGUGCGCGGUACUGCAGACAGGAUGAACAAUCGCUAUGGCAAGGAACUGAAAAGCGACAAGGUUAGGUCAAGAAGCAAACCUGCAGCAAGCCAAGUAACUACACUAGCAACUGAGAAUGAGAACACUACAGAUGAGAGGGCCAAGCGUAGUUCUCCAAAGUGUCAUCAAUGCGACGGUCCGCAUCCAACGUGGAGAUGUUUCGCAUUCAAGAAGCUGUCAGUUGAAAAUAGAUGGAAGGCGGUGAUCAAGAACAAGCUAUGCAGACGAUGCUUGGAUGACGGUCAUUUCGCAAAAGAUUGUCACAGAGGCUUCACCUGUAGACGGCGACUGUGGAUAAGAACAUCAUGA